UAGUAUUGUUCAAACAUGUUUGACUUGCCACAACUCUCAUAAAUUGCAGCUUUCCACAUUCAUCAAAGAAACCUCAUUCUUCGUUCAUUACUUUUUGCCAAUCCAAGAAUCUCUCUUUAUUGCUUCCUUAAUCCUCUUCGUUACUUCUCCCUAUAAGAAGAUAGACGGAAUAAUACCUCCAACUUUUAUAAGUCGAUCCAUUUAAAAAAUUUCGUAGCAAGAACCAAAAUCUCCUUCAACAAUGGCAUUUACUAGUUCUUGAAAUUCUUUUCUAUUAACCCAUAAUUUUAGUUUUUAAAAGAAAAAUUAAAAGCCAUAUUUUGUGAGAUAAAAAUUUUGAGCUAUGAAAAAAGUGAGAGGUUUCAGGCUUGGACGGAAGCUGGUGAGAGUUUUCAGCUGGUUUAUUCACAGCAGAACAAAGGGAAGAGUUGGACACAAGCGGCUGAGAUCACCGGGAUGUGCUAGCAGAGCCAUUUCAAAGCUAUGCAAAUUAGGACGUAUUCUGAAGCAGGGAGCAAAAGGUCUCUGCUUUGCAAGACCCAAUUCGGGUUAUAUCCGGGUCGGGCAUGAUCCGGUAGAACCGAAGCAGGUGACCGUGCCAAAGGGACAUUUAGCUGUGUACGUGGGUGAGAAGAAAGAUGAUACUUGUAGAAUUGUAGUGCCUGUGAUAUACUUUAAUCACCCUUUGUUUGCUAAUUUGUUGAGGGAAGCAGAAAUGAUAUAUGGGUAUAAUCAUUCGGGUGGGAUCCAAAUCCCUUGUCCAAUAUCCGAAUUUGAGAACGUUCAAUCAAGAAUCGCCGCCACAGGCGGUGGUGAAAACUGCCGUGUAGAGCGGAGCUGGAGGUGCACAUACUGAUUUAGGCUACGGAACAACCCCCUACCUUUGACUAUUUUUCGCCGACGAAAAAAGGGCACGAUAGAUGUGUUGGGGAGGUUUAGUUUAUGUUACUUCUAUACUUCAACUUGAGGGAAAACGAAAAGAUUUUUUUUAUAGAAAAGUUUGUAGUGAUGUCAAAUAUUUCGGGUGUGAAGGAUUUAUUUGUAUUAAUUCAUGUAAACCUUCGAGCUCAAUUUUCAAAUGCAUAUUACUCCGUUUAUAGA
Messenger RNA from Nicotiana tabacum (common tobacco), 1101 nucleotides. RefSeq names its product auxin-responsive protein SAUR36-like. Gene Ontology annotation, biological process: response to auxin. The record is from RefSeq and is a predicted model, not a curated record. NCBI's taxonomy places the organism in Eukaryota, Viridiplantae, Streptophyta, Magnoliopsida, Solanales, Solanaceae.